CCCCAGGCCAAGACUCACAGCAACAUCUUCCUCCCGGAGUCGGGGGGGGGGGACCGGGGAUGUCCCCUCGCUGAGGACAACGCCGUCCCCUCCCACCCGCUGCCGCCCCCCCCCACAGCCGGGGGGUGACCGAGGAGGACAGCAGCCACCGGGCGCCCCGAUCCCGCGCGAUGUCGGCGAAGUGGAGGGUACUGGGCAAGGCCGGCCAAAAAAAAAUGAUUAACUGAAACCAAAGUUAUAUAAAUCCCGGCUUUCUAACGGUAAAAUCCUUCCCUGGGAGAGCGUUAAGGCCAAAGGAUUGUUACAAUCCCUUUGUCGAGGACAGACAGACAGACCCAAGAUGGCUCAGGCGAGCCUGCUGGCGUGCGAGGGGCUCUCCGGCGUCUGCCUGGUGCCCACGGUGGCCAGCAAGAAGAUGAUGCCGAAGCAGAGCUCAAAGCAGGCGGAGGGCAGGGAAAGGGGCAGCAGCCCCGACGUGCUGGCACUGCGUCAGGAUGGGGAGAAAUCCCGCAGCCGAAAGGAGGAGGAGACGGCGGAGGCAUCGCAGCCCAAAAAGUCCAUUAAGAAGGCAG
Molecule: messenger RNA, 572 nt
Organism: Lagopus leucura (white-tailed ptarmigan)
Lineage: Eukaryota; Metazoa; Chordata; Aves; Galliformes; Phasianidae
Product: zinc finger protein 740-like
Exons: 3
Source: RefSeq, a predicted model, not a curated record